CAUAUAAACAAAAAAUAGAGAAAAGUAGAUCAAGGAAUUCCACCACUUCUAAUGAACCUUUACGUUAUAAUUAGCAGCACCCACACCAAUUUGUCACCUUACACGACCCGGGUUCAUGCUUCACUAUCGUUCGCAUACAAUCAACAACGAUGAUGGUGGUGGACCCACGGUUUUUUUCACCUUUCCAGGUGGAGCUAGCCAUCGUCAGAAACAUGUUAACGGUGGCUGAUGGGAAUCUAAGUUGUGUUCUAGAUGUAAACGGGAAUGUUAUUUUUAUAAUUAAAGACAAAAGUUAUAGCAUUCGUGAUCGGCAUAUCUUGCUUGACUCAUCAGAAAUCCCGAUUCUAACAUUCCAAAAAAAGCGCCGGAGUAUUCAUAGAAGGUGGCAAGCUUUUAGGGGAGAUAGUACAAGCGCAAAAGAUUUGAUAUUUAGUACAAAAAAGACUACGUUGAUUCAACGAGGUACCGAGCUAAAUGUAUUUCUAUCUGACAACAAAGAGGAAAAUGUUGGCGAUUAUAAAGUCACUGGAGAUUGGAAGAAAAGAUCUUGCACAAUCUAUUCAUAUGAUGGUUCUACUCUGCUUGCCCAGAUGCAAGAUAAUCAUAUUGACACAUGUAUGGAUUCGGAUAAGGACACAUUUGGGAUAUUAGUGUCUCCAAACGUUGAUUACGCGCUUGUUGUCGCACUCAUGGUGAUUCUUUACGAGGUUGACAAGGAUCGAAAGAAAAAGAAAAUUAAGGCAAAGAAGAAGGGUGGAUGUAAUAGUGACAGUAAAGAUGAUAAUGAAGAUUCUGAUGAAGACGGGGAAGAAGAAGACGACGAUGUAGAAGAUGAGGAUGAAGAUGACGACGACGACGAUUCAGAUUGACUUUUUAUAUAUAUUGUUCUUGUAUAUCUAAAUACCUCAUUAUAUAUAUAUAUAUAUAUAUAUAUAUGGCCCAUGGAGCUAAGAGAAAAUAUUAUGGAUUUCCUUUCAUCUUCACCUUUCAAAUUAAAUCAACAUAUAAUCUCAACUAUUGAAAAUAAAAGACACAAUUUAGGAA
This is a messenger RNA of Erigeron canadensis, 1044 nucleotides long. RefSeq names its product protein LURP-one-related 10-like. The record is from RefSeq and is a predicted model, not a curated record. Bases 150 to 869 code for a protein of 239 amino acids. The transcript is spliced from 3 exons. NCBI's taxonomy places the organism in Eukaryota, Viridiplantae, Streptophyta, Magnoliopsida, Asterales, Asteraceae.